AUGCCCUUCUACGAAAUCCAUCAUUCUUGUCCUUUCACUCAGGACCAACGUCAAAGUCUAGCAGCCGCAAUUACAAGGCUUCACUGUGAAGCUUUCAAGACUCCAGCAUUCCUGGUCCACGUACGCUUCUUCGCAGAAGACAACACCAAUAACACUUACUUCGUCGCUGGAAAGUCUCACCCUCUAACAUCAAAUCGCAUCUCUGGAAAUGUUCGCACGUCGGCAGCCCGGUCGAAAGCAGAUUUCGAUGAUCUCGGUGCUAAGAUUGAAGCAGCUUGGUACCAAUCGCUUCAAAUCACGUCGCCGACUGAGAAGUCAACUUGGAGCGACGAGGAUGAGAAGACAAGGUUGAUUAUGGUGAAAUUUAUACCGCUAGUCACGAUUCGUGAGGGAGGAAUGGCUGCGCCACUGGCGGGUGACGAAAAAGCGUGGCUCAAAGAACAGCUGCCCCAUAUUGAGAGUAUGGCUAAUAAAGGCGUUGAGGAUUUUAUUGACUUCUGGAAUGAAAUCAAGGGGAGCAAGGGUCAGUGA
Molecule: messenger RNA, 531 nt
Organism: Fusarium musae
Lineage: Eukaryota; Fungi; Ascomycota; Sordariomycetes; Hypocreales; Nectriaceae
Exons: 1
Coding region: 1-531 (176 amino acids)
Source: RefSeq, a predicted model, not a curated record